Molecule: messenger RNA, 2925 nt
Organism: Linum trigynum
Lineage: Eukaryota; Viridiplantae; Streptophyta; Magnoliopsida; Malpighiales; Linaceae
Source: the annotation of a GenBank genome assembly
GUCCCUUUCAUUGGUUACACUUGGCCAGUGUUAGGUGUUGUGUUUUAGAGCGUCAAGUUUUUGGCGCCGUUGCCGGGGACUUUCUAGAUUAUUAGGAAAGGCAGAAGUUUGUUACUUUAGCGUUUUUCUUUUCUUUUCUACCCUUGCUUUUCACUUGGGUGUUUUUUGUUUUUGUUGGUGCAGAUCUGAAUCAUGGAUCCGCAUGGCUUCUCCAACCAGUGGGGGUAUCCACCAUCAUCCGAGUGGUAUUACCCCGAGACUCCCUGGAGCAAUCAAGGAGGAGAAGACUAUGGAUUCGGGUUCCAGUACCAACCCCCUUACUACGGAGAACAAUCAGACCCCUGGGCAUAUCAAGAACAACCUCAUUACCAAGAAGACUUUCUCCCACAACCAGAAGGGCCAUCGGAGAUGGAGUUACCCAUGGCGGCCUUCACGGGGCACUCUGCAGAGCCAUGCUACACUUCACUGGAGGAUCCGAACGAACAAUUAAGGCUUCUCGUGGAGCAGUUUGCUCGAGACACUGAGAAAUCAUGCUCUAAGAUGGAUCUUCAAAUCAAAGCCCUUGCCACUUCCGAUCCCUCAUUUCUCCAUGAUAUGGAGGAGACUGUUCAGCGCUCAGCGAAGCAAACAGAGUGGGUGAAACAAGUUUGCUCACAUCUUGCUCAAGAUCACCUUUCUGCUACCACGCUAGAAGAGGUGGAGGAUGACAAAGGCUAUGGGAGCGUUGAGGAGCAUACAGAAGUUAUCACAGAGAACCCCCAUGAUAAUCAUGAUCAAGAAAGUCCUUUGGUUGCAGACCACACCUUUCCUCAUUUAUGCUCUAACAUGCUGGGCCCGUGCGAGGAGAUGCAAGAUGAUCCCAUUGAAGAAAUUACUUGGCGACUUGCUCUCCAAUCUGUUCUAGAAGAAGAAGAGCGAGCAAGGAUGAGGAAGGAAGUUGUGGAUGAUGAGGAAGAAAAAAAGAAGAGGUGGUUCUUGAUCUUUUCCCAGGGGAGAGACCACAUUUUGGAGAAGAAAGGGGGGUUGAGAAAGCAAUUGGCGUCCAGGCUGAGGAUGAAGUUAAGGUGGAAGAGGCCUGCACCGGCCAUGAGUUACAUGUGAUAUCUCCACCAAACUUCGAGGAGCUGCUUGGCAAGGACCCAUUUGCAGUGUCUCUUUGCCAGACCAAGGCCACAUCGACAUCGGUCCCUCUUGGUGGACGCGAUGGUGGUUGGUCGAUGCUGUCAUAUCUGGUUUGGGGCAAUGAGACGAGAGAAGAGAAGAAGAGGUCUCGAGGGUGGAGACUUCAUUUGCAUCAAGUACAUGGGCCUUCAUCACCUGCCAAACCACAUGCUCGUGACUUGAGACUCCACCUCAUUGACGAGAACCUCAACUUCAAGGAGGUUUUGGGGUGGACCGAAACUUAGGAGCCAUCGUCCGGCUCAUGACGUGAAAGAAGCGCUUGUUGGGAGGAAACCCAACCAGUCGGUUUGCAUUUCUUUCUCUUUUUCUCCUCGGUUGAGUCAGUUUUGUUAGUUGAUUUUAGAGUCAAUAACUCAACCUUUGUGAGAUUUUGUGUGGUGUUUGUGGUCUGACCACUCUCUCCUCCUGGAAUACACCGCCUGCCCCGUCCACCAUCAUUCACCCUGGAUCUGGUAACUUCGUUCUACCCUCCUUAUCUUUCCUCCAUUGAGGACAAUGUCGUGCUUAAGUGUGGGGGGAUGUUCGAUUAUGUAUGCGGGUGAAUGUUUGGCUGUUUGUGUGCUUGGAGCCCAGUCCACUGUCCAAAUUUUUAAAUUUGAGGGCUCCAAGUACGUGUUUCCUUGCAAAUUGCCUGCUUAGUAUGCUUUGAAUUGACAGUCUCUAUAGUAAUGUGCAACCUAGGGAGGUAGUGUAGCACUAUGGAGGAUGCUGAAGUAUAAGAUUUUUCCUAUCUAGCUCUCUGCUGUGCCAGUUGAUUUUGUGAAUCAGUGGAGCUAGGACCGUUGAAUUCAUGUGGUAAUGGUGAUUCUAUGUGGAUUGUGUUAUGGACUUGUGUAUAGAACAGGGUGCUCAUGUGAAAAAUGAAAAGCAGUUGGUCCUCCAUGUCAAAAUCAUAAAAUCUUAAACAUGGGGUAAGCCCAACGUGUGCGGCACCGUUCAUUGCACAAAAUUGGGUUUUGGAAGAGAUUUUAGUGAUCCUUAGUGGGGUACUCCUACAAGGUGAAGCUAAGUUAUCUCUAGUACAAGUAAAACUUCCACCCGUUGAACGGUUUGCCUACUUGAGGAUGUGUUUUUAAGGGCACGGAUAGAGCUUCCGACCCCCCUUGAUUUCAUUGACCCUCCACACGAGUUGAGGAAAAGGAGUUAAAAGAAGUACUCUGGCGAGCGCUAGAUGUACAAAAAAUUGCUCUUGCUCGACUAAUAAGGGUCGACCGUGCAAAAGAUUGCAGUUGGAACCCCCGCCAAGUGAAUGAAAAUGAAAAAAAGUAAAAUGAAAGUGAAAAAGGGGUUCCAACGGUGAAAUGAAGUGAAAGAGCACCCCGGUACAACGAGUCCUUGGUAGUGAAUGGUGGGAGUCCCUUUAUCCAUGAACUGACUGUCUUACUUCUACUUAUUCUCAUGAUCCUGGCUUGAGUCUAGUACUCGCAUUGAGAGAGAUAGGGAACGUCUUAGAAGACCAGUUGACCUCGUAAGCUGCUAUAUGAUCUAGGAAAUCCUCUACCAACGAUCGAGGUUGUAUGUUGAUAUAGAGGUCUGGAGAGCUGCAUUGGUUUGAGUUAGGUUUGCUUGGGGACAAGCAAACGGUUAAGUGUGGGGGAAUUUGAUGACUCGAUAUUUGUACAUGUUUUCCCCUUUGUUUCUUGAUCGUUUAAGCUUGCAUUAUCGCUUCUUUGGCCUAUUUUACGCUAGGUUGUGUUCCUUUGUCACAUUUCAGGCCCUAGCAAAUAAAGUGAAGCAUAGGCG